Molecule: messenger RNA, 858 nt
Organism: Lecanosticta acicola
Lineage: Eukaryota; Fungi; Ascomycota; Dothideomycetes; Mycosphaerellales; Mycosphaerellaceae
Source: the annotation of a GenBank genome assembly
AUGUGUCACAAGCUGCUCUCCAUCUACAACUGCCGCCAUACCGAAGAGUCCGUCCGGAGCUGCAGCAAACGGGACAGCACCAUCAUCAAACAACGCUGUCUAUCAGAUCUCCGACUCAUCAACCCAGACCAGCCCAUCAAAAUCCCCGGCAUAUGCUUCCAAUGCAGUCGCGAGCCUUUCCGCUUCAUGGACCUGCCCCGGGAACUCCGAGAUAUGAUCUACGCCUCUUGCGUCUCCGACUGCGAAGCUCCGAGAGCAUACCACUGGCCUCGCGAAGAAAGCUCUACGCGUGUUGUCAUCCGAGGCAAGCCAUGGAUGGGUCUCCUCCUCAGCAACCAUCAGCUCUUCCGCGAAUAUCGCGCUCGCAUCGUCAAGGGCGUCGAAGUCCUCUUGGUGGAUCAUUUCCGGCAAGGCAUGGCCCUCGAUGCCCCGAAACUCCAUCCGAACCUCUCCAAGGCGCCGAUCCAUUUCCGUCUCCUCCUGCUCGCGCCGUGUGAGCGGUGCGAGAAAGGCAUGAUCCACGCCCACUGCUACGUCAAGGAUGAAUUCAACUGUCAGCAACGCUGGGUCCAAACCUUCUCCGAAGACUUGGGAAAUCCGAAAAGCCUCCGCGUCAGGUUUGAUGUCUGGUGGCCACCCAAGUUCGGGGACGGGGAGAUCCAAUGGCCCGAUACGCCACACAUGGCGUUCAGAAUGGAAGAGAGUGCGCAGAAUUUCGUGCAGGUGGAGAAAUUGACGGAGUUGGAGAUUUGUCGGAUUCGUGGGACGGCGGAGUUGAAGGAGGGGACUAAUGGAUUGCAAAUGGAGCAGAAGAAUCAGGAUUUGGUGGCGAGAUGGACGGCGAGUGGGAAAUGGUAG